Messenger RNA from Carassius carassius (crucian carp), 2220 nucleotides. RefSeq names its product dynein, cytoplasmic 1, intermediate chain 2a-like. Gene Ontology annotation, molecular function: dynein heavy chain binding; dynein light chain binding. Gene Ontology annotation, cellular component: cytoplasmic dynein complex. The transcript is spliced from 16 exons. The coding region runs from base 129 to 1955 and encodes 608 amino acids. The record is from RefSeq and is a predicted model, not a curated record. Gene Ontology annotation, biological process: transport along microtubule. Lineage: Eukaryota; Metazoa; Chordata; Actinopteri; Cypriniformes; Cyprinidae.
CGUUUUUGACAUUGGGUUGUUUGGUCCUCCUCGGCACCCGUCGGACGCGCCUCUGCAUUCGCGCACCCGGAAACUGAGCAGAGCAACAAAAGCAGCGCUUUCCGCAGGCAGCAAACACCCUCAGCAUAAUGUCGGAUAAAAGUGAGCUGAAAGCUGAGCUUGAGCGAAAGAAACAGCGCCUGGCUCAGAUAAGAGAGGAGAAGAAGAGAAAGGAGGAGGAACGCAAGAAAAAAGAGGCUGAGCUGAAGAAGGAGGCCGUCCCGCCGCAGGAUGAUUCAGACCUGGAGAAAAAGCGCAGGGAGGCUGACGCUCUGCUGCAGAGUAUGGGCAUCACACCAGACACACCUGUGGGUCCUACACCCAUGUCUCCCACGGCCAAAUCUGCAGGCUCUCCAAGUGAAGCAGGGAGCCAGGACUCAGGAGACAGUGCCCCCGGGCCACGACGGGGUCCUCUGAAGUUGGCCAUGGUGAAGGUGACCCAGGUGGAUUUCCCUCCCAAAGAGGUGGUGUCCUACACGAAGGAGACACAGACGCCCACCGUGACAGAGCAGAAAGAGGAGGAAGAUGAGGAGGAAGAGACCGCCCCCCCGCAGCCCGAGGUCGAGGCAGAGAAAGAGAAACCAGCAGAGAAACAAGACGAGGAAGCGCCCCCUCAUGAGCUAACAGAGGAGGAGAAGCUGCAGAUCCUGCACUCGGAGGAGUUCAUGGAGUUCUUCGAUCACAGCACACGGAUCAUGGAGCGCGCUCUCUCCGAACACGUGGAUGUUCUCUUCGACUACAGCGGCCGAGACGUGGAGGAGAAGGAGGGUGAGAUGCAGGCUGGGACCAAACUGUCUCUAAACAGGAAGUUUGUUGAUGAUCGCUGGUCCAAACAGCGAGUGGUGACCUGUCUGGAUUGGUCCCCACAGUAUCCAGAGUUGCUGGUCGCCUCUUACAACAACAACGAGGAAGCCCCGCAUGAGCCUGAUGGAGUGGCUUUGGUCUGGAACAUGAAAUACAAGAAGACCACACCGGAGUAUGUCUUCCACUGUCAGUCUGCUGUAAUGUCUGCAACGUUUGCAAAGUUUCAUCCCAACCUGGUUGUGGGUGGCACUUACUCAGGACAGAUCGUCCUGUGGGACAACAGAAGUAACAGACGCACCCCUGUCCAGAGGACGCCUCUCUCUGCCGCGGCGCACACGCACCCAGUGUACUGUGUGAAUGUGGUCGGCACACAGAACGCUCAUAACCUCAUCAGCAUCUCCACUGAUGGAAAGAUGUGCUCCUGGAGUCUGGACAUGCUGUCUCAACCACAGGACAGUAUGGAGCUGGUGUUCAAGCAGUCUAAAUCAGCUGCGGUCACCUCCAUGUCCUUCCCUCUGGGUGACGUUAAUAACUUCGUGGUGGGGAGUGAGGAUGGAUCGGUCUACACAGCCUGUCGGCAUGGCAGUCGAGCAGGUAUCAGUGAGAUGUUUGAGGGGCAUCACGGUCCAAUCACAGGCAUUCACUGUCACACAGCUGCAGGACCUGUAGACUUCUCUCAUCUCUUCCUGACCGCCUCAUUUGAUUGGACUGUUAAACUCUGGAGCACCAAGAGUAACAAGCCGCUGUACUCGUUUGAGGACAACUCUGAUUAUGUGUAUGACGUCAUGUGGUCUCCGGUGCAUCCCACUCUCUUCGCCUGUGUGGACGGACUCGGACGCGUCGACCUGUGGAACCUCAACAACGACACCGAGGUGCCCACUGCCAGCGUGUCAGUGGAAGGCAGUCCCGCUCUGAACAGACUGCACUGGUCUCAAUCGGGCAGAGAGAUCGCUGUGGGUGACUCCGAGGGACAGAUACACAUUUACGACGUCGGCGAGCAAAUCGCAGUCCCGCGGGGCGAGGAAUGGACCCGCUUCGUGCGGACACUGGCGGACAUCCACGAGAACCGUGACGAUGCAGAGGAACUGGCCGCUCAACGCCUGGCCGCUUAAACCAGCAGAUCUCAGGAAGCUGUUAUCACAUCUGUCUCUGGACAUGAAAUGAUUUCUGUGUGCAAACCUUUGAUUCUGCCUUUCGUUUGGAGUAAAGAUACACAACAUUGACUGUAGGUGCGACUCAUAGUGCGAGGCCCACGACCGGAAGCCUUAAUUAACACUUGCAUGCAAAAAACAAAACCAUAAUGAAUGUUUCUUUUUCUAUCCAGGUGUGUCUGAGCGUGCUCAACUCUCAGCUUAUUAUGCACAGCCAAAUAUGAAA